AAAUCGGGCUGUGAAUUUAGUCGUUUGCCGCUGCUCUCGGUGAAAUGUUGAACAUACUGCUCUUCUGGUUUUUACUCCACAUAUUUGGCCUCAUCCAAGGGCGUUCUGUGGGUGAAGGGUUUGAGAGCUUGGACGACGAGUUUUUGAUGCCCCAGCCAGAUUCCACUAUAUUUGCCUAUAAUCAAACUGAUAAGGAAUUACCCUGGGACCUCACCUGGAACUGAAUACAUACAUAUUUGUAAAUAAAGUGACUUGUAAUUGUAUAAACAUA
Drosophila yakuba is the source of this 271-nucleotide messenger RNA. RefSeq lists its product as uncharacterized. The transcript has 2 exons. The record is from RefSeq and is a predicted model, not a curated record. Bases 45 to 224 code for a protein of 59 amino acids. Lineage: Eukaryota; Metazoa; Arthropoda; Insecta; Diptera; Drosophilidae.